Heterocephalus glaber (naked mole-rat) is the source of this 3923-nucleotide messenger RNA. NCBI's taxonomy places the organism in Eukaryota, Metazoa, Chordata, Mammalia, Rodentia, Bathyergidae. The record is from RefSeq and is a predicted model, not a curated record.
GGCGAGGGGUUUAUGGGUGGAAAAACUUGCGGAGCAAGACGGGGUCUGCAUGGAAAAGGGGCAAGGACAGAACUGUAAGACUGGAAAAUGUGCAGUGGAGGGAACCCAGGGUCUUCAUGGGGGCGGGGGCGCAUGUCAACGUCGGCGGAAAGGCUUGGUAUGCAAAUGAAAUGCAAAGCAGGAUACAGAUGAGUGCAGUGUUCUGUUGCACUCGGCUCCAGUUCUAAGCCCAGGGGAGCUACGCUGCUAGUCCUCUGGCCUUGUUCUGUGAUCAGGCCUAGGAACCGCGUCCCGAGGGAGCGGAUCCGCGGCGUGGGAGCUGCAGUUAUAAGGGAAAGCUCGUCAGCUGGGUCAGCCGCGGUGGAGGCCGAAGGCUGCUGGGAGAGGAGGGGCUGCGCUGCAGAGCCUGGGCGGGGGCUAGCCCGGGGCAUCUUCUCCUCCGCUCCACCUUCGCGGAUACAAAGGGUCCUCAGUUCUAGCUACAGCCGGUAGGGAAGGGAUCAGGGCGGUGGUUCCUUCCUCUGCGACCCCUCGUCUUGUCUGUGAGGGAAACAGACUCUGUACGGCCCAGUGGCUGUCCUCCACCUCCCAUUGUCGGUAAAGCUCAGGAGUAGAGCCGGAAUAACUAUUGAGACUCGGCCCCCAGCCCGCAGGCACUGCGGCAGAUCGCCCUGGCUUCGCUUCCAGCCGCGCCAUCUGCGAGCACAGCCAUCCCGUACGCGGAGGGCCCUUUAAGGGGCGGGGCCGGUGUGCUCGAGGGCUGCCUCCUCUGAUUUGAUUCAGCGCUAGGUGGACUGGCUUUCGCCCGAGCCAACUGCUUUUUCUUCUCCUUCCCGUCGCUUCCCUGGUGACCCCGGAAGUGGAAGUCGGUGCAUGUCGGCGGCCGCGGCGGGGACGGAAGGAGGAAGCAGAGCGUGAGCGGGAGGCGGAGCCGGGGGAGCUGCUCUCGUAGCUCCCCCUGGCCCCAAGGCCCAGCUGCUCGAGGGGGAGGAGUUACCGCCGCUCUUCGGCACCAGAACGUACCAUGAUGGCUGUGACCUAAAACCCUCCGGAAGCCCCCGGGUCAUGGCCCAGAAGCACCCGGGAGAAAGAGGGUUGUGUGGAGCCCACCACAGCGGUGGUGCCUCCCUCAGGACUUUAGGACCCACCGCGGAUCCUGAAAUAUUUGCAUUCUCAGGACUCAGGGACUCAACAGGGACUGCUCCUAAUGGUACCCGCUGCUUCACAGAGCACUCUGGUCUUAAGUACACACAGCCCCCAAAUCCCGCCCACUGGUCGGAUCCAAGCCAUGGCUCCCCAAGGGGUCCAGGACCACCUAGGGAAGGAGAGGACCCUGAUCAGAGUGAGGUAUCUUCAGAAGAGUCAGGAGUGGACCAGGAACUCUCAAAGAGUGAGGCUGGGUACCACGAGGAUGGGAACCCUUCUUUUCUUUCCAUUCCAUCUGCUUGUAACUGCCAGGGAACCCCUGGAAUCCCACAAGAGCCUUACUCUGAGGGAGAUGGCUCUUCUAGCAAUUUUUGCCGCCAUUGUACGUCUCCAGCCUUGGGGGAAGAUGAAGAAUUGGAAGAGGAAUAUGACGAUGAGGAACCUCUUAAAUUUCCAAGUGAAUUUUCACGGGUGUCCAGCGGGAAAAAGCCACCAUCCCGGAGACAGCGGCAUCGCUUUCUGACCAAGGAGGAUAAUCGGGAGAGUGGACGCCGAGAUCCCAGGGCCCCUGGCCGACAUCGGCUGGGCCGGAAACGAAGUCAGACAGAUAAGCGCAGAGGCCUGGGGUUGUGGGGAGCAGAAGAACUAUGUCAGCUUGGACAGGCAGGCUUCUGGUGGUUGAUUGAACUGCUGGUGUUGGUGGGAGAGUACGUGGAAACUUGUGGCCAUCUCAUCUAUGCAUGCAGGCAGCUGAAAGCCAGUGAUUUGGAACUUUGUCGAGUUUGGGUGGGAGCCUGGGCAGGACGGCUGGGGGGCUGGGUCCAGGUAGUGUUCCAAUUUCUAAACCAGGGGUUUUACUAUGGGGCAGGGCUGUUCACCCGUUUUCUUAGGCUAAUGGGUGCUUUGCUGCUCCUGGGUCUGGCCCUCCUUUUGGGCUGUCUCCAGUUGGGCUGGCAAUUUCUGGUGGGCCUGGGUGACCUCUUGGGCUGGAGGGAUAAGGCCAUCAGGCUGUUUUCAUGGCUGGAUUCUCCCACCUUGCAGCGUUGCUUCACUCUGCUGAGAGAUAGUAGGCCAUGGCAGCAGCUGGUAAGAAUAGUUCAGUGGGGUUGGCUGGAGUUGCCCUGGUUCAAGCAGAGGACUAAUAGCCAAGGGAAUGCACCUGUAGCUAGUGGGCGGUACUGCCAGCCUGAAGAGGAAGUGGCUCGACUCUUGACCAUGGCUGGGGUUCCUGAGGAUGAGCUAAACCCUUUCCAUGUGCUGGGGGUUGAAGCCACAGCAUCAGAUACUGAACUAAAGAAGGCCUAUAGGCAGCUGGCAGUGAUGGUUCAUCCUGAUAAAAAUCAUCAUCCCCGGGCUGAGGAGGCCUUCAAGGUUUUAAGGGCAGCUUGGGACAUUGUCAGCAACCCUGAAAGGCGGAGAGAAUAUGAGAUGAAACGAAUGGCAGAGAAUGAGCUGAGCCGGUCAGUGAAUGAGUUUCUGUCCAAGCUGCAAGAUGACCUCAAGGAAGCAAUGAAUACUAUGAUGUGUAGUCGAUGCCAAGGGAAGCAUAGGAGGUUUGAAAUGGACCGGGAACCUAAGAGUGCCAGAUACUGUGCUGAGUGUAAUAGGCUGCAUCCUGCUGAGGAAGGAGACUUUUGGGCAGAGUCAAGCAUGUUGGGGCUCAAGAUCACUUACUUUGCACUGAUGGAUGGAAAAGUCUAUGACAUCACAGAGUGGGCUGGAUGUCAACGUGUGGGAAUCUCUCCAGAUACCCACAGAGUUCCCUAUCACAUCUCAUUUGGCUCUCGGAUCCCAAGCACCAGUGGUCGGCAGAGAGCCCCCUCAGAUGCCCCUCCUGCUGACCUUCAGGAUUUCUUGAGCCGAAUCUUUCAAGUACCCCCAGGCCAGAUGUCCAAGGGGAACUUCUUUGGAGCUCCUCAGCCUGGCUCUGGGGCCACUGCAGCCUCCAAGCCCAACAGCACAGUACCCAAGGGAGAAGCCAAACCGAAGAGGCGGAAGAAAGUGAGGAGGCCCUUCCAACAUUGACUCCCCUUCUCAGCUUUCCUCGAAUCAAUGUCAGGGAGUCAAAAGGGCUGUGUACAGCGCAGAAUGGAGUUUGAUUUGUUUAUUUUUAAAGAUUUUAAAAAGGGAAAAUUUUAAGCUUAAAUUGUUCACUAGUACUUUAGGCAGCCCCUAAACCACUGUCCCUCUUCCCUAGCAUCCAGGAACUGAAUCUUGUCUUCUGACAAUACCAAAGAAAUAGGGAUGGCUAGAGCAAAGAACCUAGGGCCUGGACCUGGGCUGGACAAUAUAUCCCUUUAAGGGGUGGGGAGUAUUUCUCUGGGGUUGGUAUGCCUUUGUCUUGUCAUUUGCCUUUAGAGCAGAUGGUCCCUCGCCCUUUUAAACUAUGAGUUUAUCUUAUUUCUGGGUCCAUUUUAGGGGGGAGUCUCCAUUACCCUGGUCAACUAGUUAAAAGACAGAACAAGGAAGCAUGCAGCCCUAAUUGUGGAGAUGCAGAGUUCAGAAAGUGGAAACUCUGAAUUUUUUUCCGACUUUCACCUUGUGGGUAAAUCACCCAACUGCAGGCUUAUCGGUGCAAGAAUGGCCAAAAUUAAUAACUUUUAAAAAGCAGACUCAUGCCCUCUGCCCUUGGGUAAGGGAGAAUGACAAGGGAGUUCUCACAAGCCCCCUUGUUAUCCAAGGGUUUGUAUUUUUUUAAGUUUGUUCAUAUUUGUAUGUACAUAUCUAUUUAAAGCCAGGGGAUUAUCUUUCUAUAAAUAUAUAACUGGCAACCUGUA